Notodromas monacha is the source of this 348-nucleotide messenger RNA. The record is from the annotation of a GenBank genome assembly. NCBI's taxonomy places the organism in Eukaryota, Metazoa, Arthropoda, Ostracoda, Podocopida, Cyprididae.
AUGUUUGCCUCGAACGCGAUCAAACUGUCGCGUUGUGCGAGACAGUUUCCGCGAAGGAACUUUACCAGACUCGCUCGUACGAGCUUUAAUUACCAAGUACAGGGACAAUCAAUGUCCAGUGUGGUCGUGAAACGUGAUUGGGAUGGGAAAUGGAACAGAUGGAGUGAUUUGGUGUAUGGAUUCGGUGCCUUUUGGACUCUCGGUGUCGUUGUGGCGUGGUGUGAUGUCCGAAGGGAGAAGCCUGCUGUGAAAAGGCUUCUCGCUGCUGCCAGGGAUGGCAACGUUUCUGAAAUCAAGAAGGCGUUCUCCAUCCUUUUUUACACCGUUUCCAGUUGCUGGAAAGUAUGA